AUGCAGCAAAGCAAGCAAGCAGAAGGUCUCUCCUUGAUUGGGCGUGCCAAAACAACGCUGCGACAAAAGCUCCACCUUAUUGGCCGUCUCGACCGAACUGUCAGCGGCCUCUCCUUGCUGGCCAGGGACCCCGAGACUGCAUGCGUGCUCGGCGGCACCAAUAUCUCCAAGGUUUACUACGCGCUUUGCCGCAACAGUGGCGAGGAGUACCUAAAUCGGG
This is a messenger RNA of Symbiodinium necroappetens, 220 nucleotides long. The record is from the annotation of a GenBank genome assembly. NCBI's taxonomy places the organism in Eukaryota, Dinophyceae, Suessiales, Symbiodiniaceae.